GGCUGUGGUUGUCGUGGGGGUGAUAUUAUACGUAACACAGAAAACCUCGCAGCUGUUCAGUAGCUCCAUCAUGCUGUGCACUGUGAAUACAUGUUGGUUAGUUUUAGAGGUGAGAAAUUAGCUGAAAGGUUAACGUUAAAUAACUUGGUUUUUUUAAAGACCGAAACAUCUCGGUGUUUCAUAACUGGACAAGUGAUGGAGCCGAGACACAACAGGGGCCGAGGCGGAAGCUGGAAGAGGGGAGGUGGGAGUGAAUCCCACCAGAAUUCGGGGGAACAGCGAGGACGGGGCAGGGGUGGUCACCAUCGUGGAAGAGGGAGAAGGGACCACUAUAGGGGCAGGGGGCGGGGUGGACCUGUUGCAGACCAUCACCAGGGUCGAGAUGAGACCGACAGUCAGGACCAGGAGGAUGAGGGGUUUCAGACAUUUUCCCGUAGGAAGCUGGAGUCCAACUGGGACCGUUAUGAAGCGGAGGAGAAAGAAAAACUUCAGGAAGAAGGGCCCACGCAGCGAGGGGCUGACUACCACGCCCUGCUGGGCUCCGCAGGCGACUCCUUCAGUCAGUUCCGCUUCUCCGAUGAGAAGGAUUGGGAGGCGGACUCUUUGGCUGUCAAUCAGGUGUCUGCGUUGCUUGUGGACCUCCAGGCAUUGGCCCAGUCACUCCAGGAACUCCCCCUGCAUGUGAGACUCAACCUGGAGGCCGAGCUCGUACAGGCAGCAACUCCAGUAGAGCUUCCCACAGUGACUCCAAAGCCAAAACAAGACUCUAUUCUGAGCGGUCAAUUCAGGCCUCCAGCACAGCAGGGCCCCUCCGGAAGCCUGGGCGUUUCCUGUCCCGUAAGGCCUAUUUUAGGUACUGCGGGAGGGACUGCUGUGGAUUCCAAGGCCCCCGUGGUGGCUAACGGUGAAUUCACGCCCCCAGCCGAUGAGCUGGACCACGAGCUGGAUAUGCUCCUCACUUUACAGACCAGUGGCCCCGAUCAAUCCCAGUCUACAAACACCCCUGAGGAUGAGAUGGAAGUCCCUGAUGCAUUGACGUCCCAGGAGGGGGAACCAGAGGCCUAUCCCCCGGAGGAGAAGGCGAAGGAGGAGGCAAAGGAGGAAGCGGAGGCGGCGAAACCAGAGGUGGAUGCAAAAAAGCAGGAGGUGAUGGAGGAAGACCUGGAGGACUGGCUGGACAGCAUGAUCUCCUGACCCCGCGAGCUGGAUGUGGAGAUUCAUACACCCAGCAGUGGAGGCAAUGGACUAUCCCUCCCUGACACACACACACACACUAAUAUGCUAAUAUACACACACACAACGCUCUGAAGUACCUGCUUCUGCCUCAUGCUGCUGCCAGUGGUGUGUGCGAUUCUGUAAUUUGCCAGAAAGUGCUGCCACUGGUUCUAAAUGACAUUUUGAGUGAAGGCUCUGCAAUUGCACUUAUUCCAAUGUAGGAAAAUGUAGAACAGCAGUGAUUUUGGUCCAUACAACCUGGUACCCAAAGCCACUGGCAUUUGAUGGAGUCAAUUAAAAUGACUGUCAGGAAUUGUUCAUAGGAAACGAAUGCUGCAUUUUUGAUUGUAUACCUCAAAGUUAUGGUUCCAGCUUUGCUGCCAACCGUAGUAUUUCCAUUCAACUGGCCUGUUCAAACACAACCCUGACUGAAUGUCUUCCACUUAACUCAUGCCAAAGCAUUGACACAAUCGGCAAGCACAAUCCCAGAUGCAGAAACCAGUCAGACUUUGUUGCAUUGGUUUCUUUAUUUUUUUUUUUCCCCCUCUAAAGAAAUGAAGUUCAGCAAAGCAACUAAACACAAGUGACCAUGUGUGUGCAUUUUCCUCUGUUAUCGUGUGCUUGUGAAUAAACUGGGUGAGGUAAUGUU
Conger conger (European conger) is the source of this 1864-nucleotide messenger RNA. RefSeq names its product apoptosis, caspase activation inhibitor (gene aven). The coding region runs from base 91 to 1194 and encodes 367 amino acids. The record is from RefSeq and is a predicted model, not a curated record. The transcript has 6 exons. Gene Ontology annotation, biological process: negative regulation of G2/M transition of mitotic cell cycle. NCBI's taxonomy places the organism in Eukaryota, Metazoa, Chordata, Actinopteri, Anguilliformes, Congridae.